Colletotrichum lupini is the source of this 519-nucleotide messenger RNA. RefSeq lists its product as uncharacterized. Bases 1 to 519 code for a protein of 172 amino acids. The record is from RefSeq and is a predicted model, not a curated record. The transcript has 6 exons. NCBI's taxonomy places the organism in Eukaryota, Fungi, Ascomycota, Sordariomycetes, Glomerellales, Glomerellaceae.
AUGCAUCAGAUGAACCACUCUCCAUAUACCCAGGCACAUGGUUGGUAUGCACUUGCGAGAUUAACUCAGCAGCAAGCCAUGAUUUUGUGUUCCCCUGAACACAGCUGGAAAUUCAUCGUCUCAAUCUCGAUAAGCCACUCCGUCGGGAACAUUGAGGGCAAGCUCCAGACCAACCACGGCUUCUGCAGCCACGAUUAUGACAACCAUAGGGAGCCUGUUUCUCUUUUCCCAGCAACGCAAGCCGUCUCGCAAGUUGUCGCAAUACGCAUAUUGUCAUCCGACAGCAAUACUGUACUUGGUGUUGCACGCGAUACGCCAAUCCUUGAAAUUUUGGCAGAUUCAUUGCUAUGCAGUGCUGAAAUGAGUGUCAAGCACACCAGCUGGAGUACACUCAGGGCCGCCUCGCAAUGUCGCCUCGGAACCACGAACAACGCAAGCGUCAUUGUUUUCCUCUUGACGGGGACAUGGCAUGCUACAUCCGAUCCCUUCAAUGGCGAGAAUCACUCUCAAGAGUUUUGA